AUUCGAGCAACGAUCGAAAAUGGCGGACGAGCUGCAGUUCCUCGUGCACUUCAACCGCACACUGUGCGUCUCCCUGUCCUCUAAAGCAGCCACUUUCUCCAGUAUCGCCUCCUUUGUCCAACAGCGUGAAGGUGUGCCUUCCUCACUCCUCGAUCUGUACGUGAACGGCCGAAAACUCGACGCUUCAAGCCAUGUCCCUUCCUUCCCGACCAUUAUCCGCGCCCGACUUCAUGGCGGCCUACGCGGCGGCAAAGGCGGAUUCGGUGCCAUGCUGCGCAGUAUGGGGAAAACUUCAGGUGCCAAGACCACGACGGACUUUGGCGCGUGUCGAGACCUGCACGGCCGCCGUCUACGCCACGUGAACCAGGAAGUGGCGAUGCACAAGUGGCGACAGGAUGCAGAGACUCGAGCCAAGAGGGAAAAGGAAGGAAUCGAAGACCGAGAGAUUCUUGAUGAAGAUACACCCAGCGGUAUCCCUGGCUGGUACCUUGCAACGCCCUCGUGGGCGGAAGGUAUUAAGAAGUCGUACAUGAAGAGAAGACGCAAUACUGUGCUAUGUAAGAGCUGGAUAAAAGCCAGAGAGGGGGGGAAAUCACCCCCACCAGGAGCUCCGAGAUGGUGGGGCUGCCCACGUGGACGAGACUGUGACUUUGCUCACGGAGAAGAGGAACUAAGAGGUGAAGGAUUGACGGAGUUUAAGCGAGCCAAGAGGGAAGAGGCACAGAGAGCUAAACAACAGGAACUGCAGGACUAUGUCGAUUUUGAACAGGAGAUGCCAGACGACGUGUUAGAUGCGAUUAAGAGCGGUUUACGGCGUCGCAAGAAGAAAGCAGACGUCAAGAUCGAGCAGCAGGAAAAAGACGCGCGGGUGUUGCCACCUGAUGCCACAACGUACAUCAGUGUUCGGUCAGCGCAACGCCCGCUGCCGGUUGUGGAGAAGUGGCUGAAGCUGAUUGGAGGAAAUGAAGAGGACGCUACUGCUAGCGUGGGGACGACGUUCAAGCAUGGGCUGUGUGAACUACGUGGCCGCGGCAACUUUGGCACGGCAACAGCGCGACACUGCUGCGCCUUGACGAAGGGAAAAUGGUACUAUGAAGUGCGUCUCGUGACAGCUGGCGUGGUGCAGAUUGGCUGGGCAGACUCAACGUUUGAGGCGAACUCGGAAACGGGAGAUGGCGUGGGUGAUCAUGAGCGCUCGUGGGCUUAUGAUGGCGCUCGGCAGGUGAAGUGGAACGGUGGCAAAGACGAGCAGUACGCCACUGAUGACUCGUGGAGCAAGAACGAUGUUAUCGGCUGUCUGUUGGAUUUGGAUGAGGGCACUGUCUCGUUCACUCAGAAUGGUGUUGAGCUCGGUGUGGCAUUCCGCAACGUCAAGCACACGGCAAGUGACCGCGGCUUCUUCCCGGCUAUCAGCGUCGAGCAGACGGAGAUCUUGCUAGUGAACAUCGGUUCCCAACCGUUCCUGUACGAAGCUCCUGGAUACGAACCUGUCAUCGACGCGCUAGAAUCUGAAGCUGUUGAUGAACGAGCUAUCAUAGUCUCGAGCACAGACAACGCAAGUGACUUGGCUAGCGGCAGUGAGGAAUCAAGCUCAGCAGCCGUAGAUGACACCAAGAAACCGACCAAGUUGAGUUCAUCGAAGAAUGGAAAGGUGGGGAAAUCUCAGAGAGCAAAGGAUUCUGUGAAGAAGGUGGCUCCCACUGAACCUCCUAUCGAUCUGAUGAAGUUUGAGACUGUCGCGUCACUUGAGGCGCUUGGAUUGGAGCGACUGAAGCAAGAAUUGAGUCGACGUGACUUAAAAUGCGGUGGUAACUUGACAGAGCGCGCGGCACGCCUACUCAGUGUUCGAGGAAAAGCUUGGGAUGACAUCGACGCCAAACUUAAGGUCAAGAAGAAAGCACCACGAGGAUAGAUGUAGCAUGCAAAGCAGUGUACUCUUCUUCAUCGAGGCAUUUUAACAUCAGAGAAUUACAAAACAUGCAACAUGCAACAGGCAAUAUGCAGAAUGCAAACCAUGCAAGCACAUGAAAAUAUGCAGAUUGAGCUACUACUAUACGGAGUUGAAGCUUGAAGUGAAGGAAGAGUUACUUCUUCUGGCGUGUCGUAGUAACCGAGGUGUACGACAUGCUAGGUUUGAAGGUGGAUUGGGGCGGCGGCGGAGGAACACCGAAUGGCGGCAUUGCUUGGAAGUGUUGGCCAUUCGGUGAGGCUCCAGGAUAGCUCAUGGGAGGACGUGGGCCACCAAAGCCGCCUAAACCAGAAGAUCCAUUGCUGCCGGUAUUGUGGAACUGCAUUGCGAGUGAGGCAACAUCAAGGGCGCCUCCACCGUUGUUUGACGGGGGUGGAGGUGGAGGCUGCGGGUAGCCUGGUGGCUGCAUCACUCCAGGCGGCAUGUUUCCUCGAAAAUACAUGGGGUUCUGCUGCGGCAUCAUUGGUGGCAUGGGAUAUCCUGGCGGUCCACCCGCAAACUGAUUGUUCGGCAUCGGGGGCAUUGGACGACCGAACAUCGCUUGCGUCUGCUGCUGCUGGUUCAAAAAUGGCUGCUGUUGUGGUGGCUGAGGAGGCUGCGGUGGUUGCUGAAGUGGCUGCGAUGACGGAGCCGAGUAAGGAGGUGGAGGCGGACCGCUGACCUGGACAGACUUGGCAAAAUCGGCAAAGUUGAAGCUGCCAGCGCUUUCUUGAGUGCUGACUUGAGUCUGUUCGCUGUCUGAGGGAUUGGACAAGCCGGGAGGGGGUGGUGAUCUACUAGGUGGUGCCGACUUACUGCGAGGCUGGUUGUCCUCGCCAGAUAUUCCCUCUGCAGUGUCAGGAACACUCGGAAGUGGCGGUUGUGAUGAUGCUGGAGCCCGAGCAAAGCCGAAGCGUGAUUGACCAGUGGUCUCAGCUGGAACGGACGACUGCUGUUGAUCCUCAACAGGUUUGCUGCUUUCUGCAACUGGUGUUGAUUCCUUUUUCUCAGAUUCUUUGGGCACAUCCUCGUCUUCGUCGUCAUGCUGGGCCUUCUUCUUGCGCGGGAUGAUCUCCUCUUCCUCUGAAAGAACAAUUUCCACCUCCACUGGCUCAAGUUCAAUCAUUUCAUCUUCAGCUUGAUCACCCAGUAAUGCGUAAAGAUUCUUCUGGAACGCUGGAUCUUGGAACUGAGCGAGCCGCAGUUGUGCGUACUGUCGGAACUCCAGUAGUCGAUUAUGCUGCGCCUUCUCGAUCGCCACAAGCUCAUCAGCAAACUUCUCUCGAAGCCGCAGUUUCUUAAUGUAUGUAGUUGCCACGUGGAACUGUCCACCUUCGAUAGCUUUGCGAAUCAGCAGCUCGACGUUAUACUGCGGUAAAUACUCAGUAUUGUCUUCUUCCUUCAAGGGAAAUUCUUCGCCACUCGCAGCAGCAAGCGCAGCAUCAGCAGCUGCAAUUGCAUCGUUCAGCGGGUUCUUGGCCAAGUUGAACUUGAUUGCAUACUUAAUGGCCUUGUAGAACUCGUUAUGUGCGACCAUAGCAUCCACCAGGUACCGCAGCAAGCUUAUUGUCGCGUCUCCGUUGCCUUGAUCCAGUUUAAACUCACGUAGAUAGCGUAACGAGGUC
Molecule: messenger RNA, 3573 nt
Organism: Phytophthora nicotianae INRA-310
Lineage: Eukaryota; Oomycota; Peronosporomycetes; Peronosporales; Peronosporaceae
Exons: 2
Coding region: 20-1912 (630 amino acids)
Cellular component (GO): cytoplasm
Molecular function (GO): metal ion binding; ubiquitin-protein transferase activity; protein binding
Source: RefSeq, a predicted model, not a curated record